Messenger RNA from Penicillium psychrosexuale, 772 nucleotides. RefSeq names its product rho GDP-dissociation inhibitor. Gene Ontology annotation, molecular function: protein binding; Rho GDP-dissociation inhibitor activity. The transcript has 3 exons. Gene Ontology annotation, biological process: Rho protein signal transduction. Lineage: Eukaryota; Fungi; Ascomycota; Eurotiomycetes; Eurotiales; Aspergillaceae. Bases 1 to 597 code for a protein of 198 amino acids. Gene Ontology annotation, cellular component: membrane; cytosol; cytoplasm. The record is from RefSeq and is a predicted model, not a curated record.
AUGGCCGACCACCAUGACGAUGAGCUCGCUUCCACCACCACUGAGGGUUUCAAGGUCGGAGAGAAGAAGACACUUGAUGAGUACAAUGAGCUCGACAAGGACGAUGAAGCUAUGAACCGUUGGAAGGCUUCUUUGGGUCUCAACUCCGGUGAGCCCAUUGCCGAUCCCAAUGAUCCUCGCAAGUGUAUCAUCAAGUCCUUGGCCCUGCAGGUCGACGGGCGUGAGGAUGUUAUUAUCGACCUGUCCUCCCCGGGCUCAGUUGACAGCCUUAAGGAUAAGCCUUUCAAGAUCAAGGAGGGCUCCAAGUUCCACAUCAAGGUUACCUUCCAGGUCCACCACGAAGUCCUGAGUGGUCUCAAGUACCUGCAGGUCGUCAAGCGUAAGGGAAUCCGGGUCAGCAAGGAUGAAGAGAUGCUGGGCAGCUACGCGCCCAACACCACCAGCAAGGUUGACUACUCCAAGGAAUUCAACGAGGAGGAGGCCCCGUCUGGCAUGAUCGCCCGUGGCCACUACAACGCCGUCUCAAAGUUCAUUGAUGAUGACCAGCACACUCACCUGCUGUUCGAGUGGUCUUUUGACAUUGGCAAGGACUGGUAAACAUGGGUUGAGAGAGCUAUCUCGUUGUUAUUGAGCGGCCGUUUGUUUUCAAAGCGUGAUGAGUUUCUUUCUUUGACAAAACUGUUAGAGAUGUGUCCCACUGGGGCUGAUGCUUUGGAUUCCUGUUUUAUUGUUUAUGCGUCAUACUAAGUCUCACUUAUUGGUGUAUGAUAUU